AUGUCAGGGUGCGGCGCGGUCUCACGGCCGCUGACGAGGCAAUUGGCACAACGAUGUGUCAUCCGGACGUUUAGCAGCAGCGCCGUCCGCGCCUCAGAGACGACGACCACGACGACGACUCAGGAGGACCCUGCAGCAACGACCACGACGACACCGCCAUUGACGCAGGCGGACCUUGACCCCAAUACCGUACCACGCGAGCUCGAGCAGCAACUGUUGGACCAGGGCAUAAUGCCGAUUGGUUCGCGGCGCCGGCGCGAGGCGAUCCGGACGACGGGUAGCCUCCCGUUUGAGCAGCUGCCGUUCCAGGCGUUCCAGGAGGCGCGCAAGAUUCUCGCGGCGGACCGCGAGGUCAAGCUGGCGAGCUUGGCAGCGGCGGUGAACAAGGUAGCGGCGCUCGAGGCCAAGGAUGCGGCGGAAAUCAAAGGCGGCGAGACGAUGAAGCAGAUUCGGCUGCGGAGCCUGCGCAAGGAGGCGCAUCGUCUGACGAUUCUGGCAGAUAUCAAUGAUCCUUUGGUCAAGCGAAGAUUUGAAGACGGACUCGGCGACAUGACCAAGCCCAUCUACCGCCACCUCGCCGAGAGAAAGUGGCGCUCAUACGACUACAAGCUCAUCAAGCAGCGCAUCGAGCAGUUCAACAUCGUCCCCGACAUACUGCCCAAGCUGGAACCCACCGUCGAUGUGCAGCUGUACUUUGACCGCGCCAAGAUCUCGCCUGGUAGCGUCGUGCCUAGCUACGUCUCCGAGCGCGUGCCGCGUCUCAAGGUGCAAGCCUUUGACGACCGGGGAGAGCGGCUCGUCACCGUUGUCGUCGUCGACGCCGACGUGCCCGACGUCGACGCCAACGGCUUCUUCAAGCGCUGCCAUUACGUCGCCGCCAACGUGCCCGUCAGCCCCGCCCUGCCCGCCGUCGCCCUCCCGCUGCUCACUGCCGCCCAAGGCGACAACGGCCAGCUCGCCGUGCCGUGGCUGCCGCCGCAUGCCACCAAGGGCGCGCCCUACCACCGCCUCGCCGUCUUUAUUCUCGAGCAAGAGCCCGGCGCGACCGUCGACGUCGCCAAGAUGAGCACGCUGUACGCCGACAAGCGGGACCGCUUCUCGCUAAAGUCGUUUCGCGACAAGUUUGCGCUGACGCCCGUCGGCUUCACCAUGUUUCGCAGCGAGUGGGAUGAUUCGACGGCGGAUGUCAUGGCGCGUCACGGCAUCGCGGGCGCCGACGUCGAGCUCCGCCCGCAGCGCGUCUACAGCCUCAAGCCGCUCAUCAAGUCGCGCGGCUGGGAAGCCAAGCACCAGAGCGGCAAGUACCGCCAUCUGGAUAAGUACACGAAACGCAUCAAGGGCGUCUCCAACGCGCGGGGGUGGACAAAGCGUCGUUGA
Molecule: messenger RNA, 1377 nt
Organism: Beauveria bassiana ARSEF 2860
Lineage: Eukaryota; Fungi; Ascomycota; Sordariomycetes; Hypocreales; Cordycipitaceae
Product: phosphatidylethanolamine-binding protein
Exons: 2
Coding region: 1-1377 (458 amino acids)
Source: RefSeq, a predicted model, not a curated record